This is a messenger RNA of Prunus mume (Japanese apricot), 1755 nucleotides long. RefSeq names its product (R)-mandelonitrile beta-glucosyltransferase-like. Lineage: Eukaryota; Viridiplantae; Streptophyta; Magnoliopsida; Rosales; Rosaceae. Gene Ontology annotation, molecular function: quercetin 7-O-glucosyltransferase activity; quercetin 3-O-glucosyltransferase activity. The record is from RefSeq and is a predicted model, not a curated record.
UCUUCCUCAGGUUUUGGUUAAACUUGUGUUUUAUUUUGGAGAGAACAAAAAAGAGAAGAGAAGAAAGAAUGGGUUCAAACGGUUUGAUAGAGAAGCCACAUGCAGUUUGCAUACCAUUCCCAGCUCAAGGCCACAUUAACCCAAUGCUGAAACUAGCAAAACUCCUCCACUACAAAGGUUUUCAUAUAACCUUUGUGAACACAGAGUUCAACCACAAACGCCUUCUUAAAUCCAGAGGUCCCAACUCCCUCGAUGGCCUUCCCUCCUUUCGAUUCGAGACCAUUCCCGACGGCCUGCCACCGACUGAUGCCAAUGCCACCCAAGACAUACCAUCCUUAUGUGAAUCCACUAGGAAACACAGCUUGCCUUACUUCAGAGACCUUUUGUCUAAGCUGAACUCUUCGACUGGUUGCCCUCCUGUAAGUUGUAUAGUUUCUGAUGGUGUCAUGAGCUUCACUCUUGAUGCAGCCCACGAACUCGGCAUCCCAGAAGUGCUUUUCUGGACAACAAGUGCUUGCGGCUUCUUGGCCUAUGUACACUACCACCGCCUCAUUGAAAAGGGUCUAACUCCUCUCAAAGAUGCCAAUUAUUUGACAAACGGCUAUUUGGAGACGCAGAUAGAUUGGAUACCAGGCAUGAGAGGCAUCCGACUAAAGGACAUCCCCAGCUUCAUUAGAACCACAGACCCAGAUGAUCUCAUGCUGGAUUUUCUGGUGCAUGAAACAGAGCGAACUCGAAAAGCUUCUGCUGUCGUCUUGAACACCUUCCAUGACUUGGAACAUGAAGCUUUAGAUGCACUUUCAACUUUGCUACCACCUAUUUACUCCAUUGGACCCCUACAUCUACAGAUUAACCAGAUCCCGGCAGAUAGCGAGUUGAAGGAGAUAAGAUCAAACCUAUGGACAGAGGAACCAGAGUGUCUAGAAUGGCUUGACUCUAAAGAACCUAACUCUGUGGUUUAUGUCAACUUCGGAAGCAUCACAGUGAUGACAGCAGAGCAGCUAAUUGAGUUUGCUUGGGGACUUGCAAACAGCAAUCAGACCUUCUUUUGGGUGAUUAGGCCUGAUCUUGUUGGUGGGGAUUCAGCUGUGGUUCCACCAGAGUUUGUGGAAGAAACCAAAGAAAGGAGCCUAUUGGCACAUUGGUGCCCUCAAGAACAAGUCCUGAGCCAUCCGGCUGUAGGAGGGUUCUUGACUCACAGUGGUUGGAACUCUACCAUUGAAAGUGUGUGUGCUGGAGUGCCCAUGAUCUGUUGGCCCUUCUUCGCAGAGCAACAAACCAAUUGUAGGUACACUGAGAAAGAGUGGGGCAUUGGCAUGGAGAUUAAGAGUGAUGUUAAAAGAAACUACGUAGAGGGGCUUGUGAGAAAGUUAAUGGAGGGAGAGGAGGGCAAAGAUAUGAGGAAGAAAGCUCUGGAAUGGAAGAAGUUGGCAAAGGAGGCCACCAGCCCUAAUGGCUCAUCAUUUGUGCCUUUGGACAAAAUGAUUAACCAGGUGCUUCUAUCUCCAAGAAAUUAGAAUUGAUCAAUAUUCUACCUAGUUGCUUGCUGCUCUGUAUUUGGCCUAGUUCAACCCAAACACGAGACACAACUAUUUGUGCAACAUAUUAUGCAUUCUUAGGAGAAACCAUUCAGUGCCACUCAGUGUUUUAUGUUUUGCAGACGUCGAUUAGUCAAAUUUUGAAGAGUGUAUUUUUGUUGUAAUGGUUCCACAUCGUGAAUGAUUGAUCAGAUGAGUAUUUUUAAUAAUAUAGAUA